Molecule: messenger RNA, 7369 nt
Organism: Mugil cephalus (flathead mullet)
Lineage: Eukaryota; Metazoa; Chordata; Actinopteri; Mugiliformes; Mugilidae
Product: retinoic acid-induced protein 1
Exons: 4
Coding region: 313-7131 (2272 amino acids)
Biological process (GO): circadian regulation of gene expression; regulation of transcription by RNA polymerase II
Cellular component (GO): nucleus
Source: RefSeq, a predicted model, not a curated record
AAGCUAGAGGGAGAGAGGGAGAGAGAGAGAGAGAGGGAGGGAGAGCGAGGCAGGCAGACUGCCACUAUCAGGGAGCUGGUGCCAUUUUCAGCAUCGCAGGGUAAAAGGAUUGAGCCUCGCCGCUGUACGCCGUACGGCUCAGUUCAGCUCGCCUCAGCUCAGACCAGCUGAACAGGAGGGGAAUUGGAGGGACAACAAAAAGAGGAGGGAACGGCCGACCCCUAACACAGAUCCCUCAAUCCCCCCUCCCCUUCCCCCUUUCCUGUCUCACCUCACCUCCCCCUCCCUACUCUGGCUACAGACGGAAAGAGUAUGCAGUCCUUCCGUGAGCGCAGCGGUGGUUACCACAGCAACCAACCCUGCUACCAGCAGGAACCCCAUGAAUUAUCCCGCCUGGAGACCUAUCGGCAACACCCGCAUCAUCCCCACCCCCAGCACCCACAUCCAGGCCCUGGUCCUCAUCCAGGCCCAGGCCCAGGGCAUACCAGGUCAAGCUAUGAGGCCCAUCCGCUGGCAAAUCCUACGAGCUUGCCUUCAGCUGGAGGACCAGGUAUUGGGGGACCCAAGGAUUGUUACAGCCAGCAAUCCUAUGCUAGUUACCCAGGCAACGGAGGAGGGAAUGGUACUGGAAAUGGGGGCUCUGCAACAACGCAAGCAAAGAAAUCCUUCAGAGGAAAUAAAGUGCCCCCACCAAACCCCAGUCAGCAUCUGCAGGGUCCUGGAGGUUAUAGUAACCAUGUGGGCCCUGGGAAUUACACUGCCCAGUAUAUGAGUGAGAACCACCUGCAGCAAAAGUGGGACGACCCAGCCCAGUUGGCACAGUAUGAGCAGGAAAUGGUGGGACGUUUAGAGGCUGGUGGUACCCCUGCACCUGCUGCUUCCCAAUACAUGGACCAGAAUAUGCUGGGGCACUCCCAGAACCAGUGUCACCAGUCUUCUACCCCCGCCUACACCAGCCCCCACCAUCAGCCUCACACUUCUAACCCUGCCCCCUCACCUCUCAUGUACCCCCAGAGCCACCUGCACUACCCACAGCACUCGCCUUCUCCAUCAUCUUACAUGGAGAAGUGUAGCCCUAUGCCCCAUUGUUAUAAAGGUUACAACAUGCCUCCUAAUUCCCAGUAUGGCAGACAAAUGAGCAGCCAUAGCAAUCUGAAGCAGGGAGGCUACAGGUCAAACCAGAAUAGUUACGGUUACCAGCAGCCUCCCCCCAGAGGUUAUGAGCAGCAGCCUCCUUUACAUGGCAUGACUAACCCCCAAGAGUCCCACCCAAAGUACCAGCACUACAGCCAACCUCAACAAAACUACUGUCUAUCUGAGCUGCCUGUCAGAUCACCAGAACAGUAUUAUCAAACUUGUAGCCCCUCUUCCAGCCACUCACCUGCACGCUCAGUGGGACGCUCCCCAUCUUACAGUUCCACCCCUUCACCACUAAUGACCAAUCCAGAGUCAUUCCAGUACGGCCAACCACCCAUGACUCCUGGGACAGCCUCCUCCUCAUCAUCCUCUUCAGCUGGUAUGCAGGAGCAAGCCAGUACCACCAGCACCAUGUUGAUACCCCCACGUUCACACCCCUCACCAAACGUACCUCACGCAGUCCCUCAUAGCUACACUACCACACAACAAGUCCCCACCAUGAAAGAGCGCUUCUCUGAGAAACUUUUAUCAAACCCCAGUUUGUGGAGCCUGAAUGCCCUCACAUCUCAGGUGGAGAACAUCUCCAAUAAUGUCCAGCAGCUACUGCUUUCAGAGGCCCUGGUUGCCAACAAAAAAGGUAGCAAGCGCAACAGUGGUGGGAGCAACAGCAGUGCUGGAAGUGGAGCAUCCUCCAAAAAGGGUGAGGAGUACAAAAGUCCUUCAUAUGCAGAUGGUGGAAGUAGCGUUGGUGGGGGACCCAUGCCGGACCCAUACUCUACACCACAGCAUCAGCCAUUGCCCAUGGAACUCCAUGAGGGAGGUUACUCGAGUAGUAGUGAUGAACCACUUGACAGGGGCUACUACUACUUUGGCCAGGGGAGAAGUCCAGCCCAGGCUCAUAACAACACACAACUCAGUCUGGACACAGCAUCUUCAUGCUCCAUGGCAUCUCCAGACGAUAUGUCCACCAGGUCUGGGGACUCAGGUUUGCACAACCUUACUCCUGACCCCAAUAGAUGUCAAUCGGUGCCGGGAGGAGAUGGCAUGAGCACUCCAGUAAAGAGUAUUAGUGAUGAGAGGUCUCCAACAAGCAUCACAAUCCCUAGUCCUAUGAAACAAGAAAGAGACUCUCCUUCAGAUGUACAUAUCAAUGAACCUGUCAAAGAGAAUUUUGAAGAAUCAGCCUGGACAGAGAAAUCAGCUGACAAAGAAGAGCUGACAACAGAAAAAAACCUUGACUGUGAGAGCGAUUUAGACACAACUAAAUCUGCUGAGAAACUUGAUAAAUGGUCAGAUGAAGAGAAAUGUCCAUCUGUAUGCAGUGAAGUUAACAAAGAGGUGACAGAGAAAAGAUUUUGCUUUGAGGAAACAAUGUACCAGGAGGUCCAGAGCAAAUAUGACCCUGACGCAGGAGAUUCAGUUGAACAGUCCCCUGCAGCUCUCUCAGACUCCAGCCACAAAGAUCACUUUGGCCAAGAGAUGAAAUCUGAAACAUUCAAAUCAGAGUCCCCAACUGCAUCUGAGAGCUCAGUGAAAACAUUGCCUUUCAUUUCAAGAGGCGACCUUGAGCAGGAUCAGUAUUCCAUAGAUAAGGAUGACAGCUCAGAGAACACCUCUCCGACACCACAAGUCGAGACUUUGGAAGACAGUAACUCAGACAAGACUGGAAGCAGAGAUCAGGAGAAUGAGGGGGGAGAGGAAAAAGGGAGAGCAGAGGAAGAGGCAAAUGAAGAGGAGGAUGAAGAUCAAAAAUGUUGUCUUUCACCUCCUUUGUCUGCAGAAGUGAGAGUGGAAACUGAGGAUGAGGGAGAUGUGAGCCUGUCGUUAACUGAGGAACAUAUGAAUAAUAAAGAUGGGCCGGAGAAGACUUCAGGAGAUCCCAGCAGCAAAACAGAAACUCACAGUGCUGAGCCCAACAUUGACAAUGAAUUUGCAGGGGCUCCGGCCCAUCCAAAUGCUGCAGCAGCAACCACAGCAGCAGAUGCUUCGGCAAGGGAGUCAGCCAUUGGUGACACUGCCCCUCAGCCUCAGUCUGCUAUGCCAGUAUUUUCUGCUCUCAAUGACAAGGCACCUGGAGCUCAGGCCAGGGAUCAUAUUGAUCAUAGUGAUGCUAAAAUGCUGGAGCCAGACUCUCCUCAGCUACCAGGGAAGUCAAUACUUCCCUCAGCACCCUCCUGGGCAGACACUCCACCUUCCCCCCAAAAAGGUGAUGAGGACAUGGAACCAGGCAUAAGCUGUUCAAGUGCUGUGACUCCCUUGGCCAAGCCAGAGCCAGUGGCUCCAUCUGCACAGCCAAGGGCAUUUGGACGCAAGUAUGCUCGGGGCAGAAGAAGAAUCCUGCAGUCAGGUGUGGCGAUCAGGCGACAGCUAAGCUUGGAAAGGGAUGGGGAAAAGGAUGAGGAAAAAGCCCUCUCUGCUAUGAAAAAAGCAAGCAUGCCCCCAAGCAAAACUGAGCUAUUCUCAGAUCAAAUGGACCUAGCUCAUAAAGAAUCUGAAGCCAGUCAGACUCCCAAAAUGCUAACUGACGGUUUUCGUUCAAGAAUGUGCACACGCUCAUUCAAUUCAUCAGAUUUGCCACCCAAAUCUGAACCUCACACUAAGAGAAAACCAGGCCCAAAGCCAGGCCCAAAACCAGGAGCGAAACCAGGGCCAAAACCUGGUACAAAGCCAGGGGCCAAACCAGGAGCAAAACCAGGGCCUAAACCUGGCUUAAAGCCUGGACCUAAACCUGGGCCAAAACCUGGGUGCAAGCUAGGACCAAAACCUGAUCCAAAUGAACUGGAGAUACCACUGAAAACUGAGACUCCCCUAAAACGAAAACCAGGACCCAAACCAGGUUUAAAACCUGGAACAAAACCGGGACCAAAACCUGGACUAAAACCUGGGCCAAAACCAGUACUAAAGCCAGGUCCAAAACCAGGACCUAAGCUUGGACCCAAGUCUGCAGAUGUUUUGCCCCCCACUGACACUAUACCCAUCAAGGCUCCAGUGGGUCGCCCCAAGGGCUCAGUUUCUAAAGCAAAGCUUAUGCAACAAGAAGAUAUGGUUCAAACUUUUACAGGUCUUCAAAGGGGCAGGAAGAGUCUGAAAACUACAAUUUUACAAGUAAACCAAGAAGUAAAACCAAUUCAACAAGAGGAAAAACAAACACACCAUGAAGCAAAGACACCAGAGAAUGAGGGUAAGAACAUGGUCUUGAGAUCCAGAAAACCCUCCCAGGACAACUUGUCAAAAGAAAAAGAAAAGAUCAUAGGGGAUGAAUUUUUAUCCCAGACUUUAACAGAGAUUAAAGUUCAUGAUGUUUCAUCGGUAGAAAAAUUCAUAACUGAAGAACAAACUUUAAUGCAAAUUACUAAGUCAGUCGAAAACACAGAUGUUACAGGAGACGUACCACGAGUCCCGACUGAACAACCUGAAGAAAAUAUACUCAUUCCACUAAAACGCAAACCUAGCCCAGAAGUUUCUGCAACAGCAGUUAAGAAAAAGAGGGGUCCAAAGCCCAAAGCAAAAAGUUUACCACCUCAACCCUCCAUCCUAGAACAAGGUGUGCCAGCACCAAAGGAAAAGAGUGCCCGGGGCUCUAAGAGAAAGCGAGGGCCACCCAAGAAAGAUUAUGUGGUCACUCCCUUAACCAAAGACACUCCCAUCAUCACUGGUCCUGAAAUCACUAGUGAUGUGCCUGUGGUGAUUCCUCAAUGUCCCACCAAAACAAAAGUUCUCCCACCACGCAAAGGUAGAGGACAGAAAUAUGAGGCUAUGGUGCAGAAGAUUACAUCUCCCAGCUCAAAAAAGCACCUCCCAAUUCCCCAGCUAGAUACCAAUCUAAUUGAUGACGUGUCAACCAAGACUUUGUCUGAACAUAUCCUGAAAGAAGGAGGGACAUCCAUGAUAAAUAACAGUGAGGUGACAGAGUCUAGACAUGAAGGGGUAAAAGAGCACAAAGGGGCAGUAAGAAUAGAGGAGGUGACACAAGAAAGAGAAAAGCAUGAGGUGAAUCAAGAGGCAUUAGCAACAGAAGGGGCGAGGCACGGGGUGAAAGAAGAGGUUGUAAAUGAGAAUGAGACUCGACAUGAAGGCAUUAAACCAAGGACACAGUCUGAUGACACAGCUGACAAGAUGUGGAGUUCAACGGAGACCCCAGUCCAAGUCAGGACUCCAGAUGAGUGGACACAACAAGCCUUAGAAAGUGUACCUCCUGCUGCUACUAAGUCUGCCAGAACUAAAAGAAAGAGAUGGGCAAUGGUGGAGAGUACAGAUGCAUCAGUUGUAGCCUUGGAAGCAGGGAGCCUAAUAGUCACAACACCAAGGCUAGCCAAGCAAAGGGCCAUUAAAAACAACCAUGAGAUGCACCUAAAACAAAGGAGAAAGAAGAGAAAAGGCCAAGCUCCUCUAGAUGAACCAGAGAUGUCUGAGGAGAUGAACACCGAAUGUGCAGAACAAGAGGAAAGAGUAGAAGAAAAGGUAAAUGAAAUGGAGUCCACAGAACCUCUGCAAAUCAGCCCAGAUGAGAUCAUCGAAACCCCCUUAGCGACCAGUAUAGAACUCAGCCAUAAAUCGCGAAGAGGCAGAAAACCAUCAGCAAAUGUAAUCAAAAGGAAACAAAGCAAAGCAUUGUCAGAGCAGAUUCCUGGCAAGCCAAUGAAGAUCCACAAAAAGCCUGGGCCAAAACCUGGGAUGAAAGAUGCCAUUGAGGUAAUUGAGGCAGUAGUAAGGGCUGCAGGAUGUGAACAGGCUGAGAAAGAAGAGAGAGAAAAAGAAGAAAGUGAAAGAAGGGGAAGAGAAAACACAGAAAAAGAGGAGACGUGUAUUGCCGGUCCUGUAGUGACAGUAUCAGAUAAACAGACUGAGAUUAUUACUGUGAAAAGAAUAAGGCGCAAACCAGUCCAUCAGAAUUCUAAACUGUCUUUUUGUCCUUAUGUACGGAUUAAUGACUCCAGAGACUUUUCCUCUUGGUGUGCUGUAGUCAAUAAGCCUGAGGACGCAGUAAUAUUUCAGAGACGGAGAAAAAAGGGUAUACUCAGAAUGAGGAACCCUUUCACAGUUGCAAAAGUUGUGCCACAUACUGCCGCCAUGCUGCAGGGACCAAUGGUGAAUAAAAACCUAAUUGGCAGAUGUCUCACAUGUUGCCUGUGUGGAAAACCAGCAAAUUAUAAAGAUCUAGGCGACUUAUGUGGACCCUACUACACAGAAGAUGGCAUUCCACGGAAAAUCUUGACGAUCCAGGGCACAGAAUCCUUCAGGGUAGAGUCAGAAAAGACAAAUGACAACAGCGGUAGCAGCACUGAAUUACCAGGUAGCUCCUCAAAGAAUGAGAAUGAGGGCAGCACAGAAGAGGAGGGAAACAUAGAAGCAUCGACCCAGGAAGGCAGCAGUAGUAGGCACCAUCAUUGGCACUACCGACGGGCAGAAAGAAAGGAAAGAUUAGGUCAGGAGGAUGGUCCGCGAAGAUUAACUCUCCGAGAGAGGUUCAGGAGAAUGAUGCAACUCCAGGCCAUCCGCACGGCGGCCACAGGGGACCAAGACGGCAAUGACAGUACGCUCCAAAGGCUACAACUGGAGGCAGAGGCCAAGGAGCACUGGGCGCACGAAAACUGUACCAUCUGGACCAAGGGCAUAAUUAUGGUAGCUGGGAGGCUAUACGGACUAAAGGAAGCUGCCAACAACUCAGCACAAACGGCUGCACAUUCCACGAGGACGACUUCUCCAUCAAAUGUCCCAAGCACGAGGACCUGUAAGAUAUUCCUGCGUAUCACCUUCACCAACAACUCCACCUCUCUGCCACCCACAUCCAGCGAGACAAAAUGCCGUCCUGACGAACAGCCACCUAAAGGCACGGCGAUGACUGAUGAUGGACCGGCAUGUCGGGCAGUGGAGCCGGGGGCCGGGGGUGCGGUAAAAGGCUGCAUCGACGUGAAGCUAGGAGCAAUACAAACCCCGGAGAAAAGCUCCACGGAGAACAGCUGCACCCCCAACCCGAGAAUUUAUUUUUCUUGAUAACUGAGCCCCUUUUACUGCGAGGCAGAGAGCAGCGACGCUGUUUGACAGGAGGACAUGCUGCACGGUUCUGUUUGAAAUGCAGAGCGAGGAAAGCGCAUGUGUUCUGCCUUCGGAUGGGCCGCUAUCACAUCCAGACACCUGGCGGACACUGAUUGGACAGGAACACCCCUCCGGCCACCGUGUCCAGGGGGGCCAAGAGGUGUGGCGGCGGCGUCGGCGGGUGGGGGGGGGGGGG